This is a messenger RNA of Penicillium brevicompactum, 906 nucleotides long. RefSeq lists its product as uncharacterized. Lineage: Eukaryota; Fungi; Ascomycota; Eurotiomycetes; Eurotiales; Aspergillaceae. The transcript has a single exon. The coding region runs from base 1 to 906 and encodes 301 amino acids. The record is from RefSeq and is a predicted model, not a curated record. Gene Ontology annotation, molecular function: metal ion binding; oxidoreductase activity, acting on single donors with incorporation of molecular oxygen, incorporation of two atoms of oxygen. Gene Ontology annotation, biological process: lipid oxidation.
AUGAAGCUGCUGUAUCCACAUUGGCAGAAGACCCUGGCAAUCAACGCCGCAGCCCGAAACACUCUGAUCCCCCACAUCAUUGUCGAGUUAGUUGGGUUCCAACCAAGUGAAGCCUACAAUUAUAUCAAGCACGCGUAUAAGACAUUCGACUUCAAGAAACGCUACGUGCCAACAGAUCUCAGUCAACGCGGAUUCCCUCCUGAGAAACUCAACCAACCAAAAUUCCACAACUACGCUUAUGCCAGAUGUAUCUACAGCAUGUGGCACAAGAUCCGGUCAUACGUCGAAGACAUGCUCAGGCUAGACUAUCCCCAACCCGGUGCAGAACAAAAAGUCCUACACGAUGACCGCAUUCAAGCUUGGUCUGCCGAGAUGCGAAGUCCCACGGGUGCAGAUCUGCCCUCUUUCCCGACAAUCAGCACAUUCGCCGAACUCGUGGACUGCGUGACAAUGUGUAUUCACAUCGCCUCUCCCCAACAUACUGCGGUGAACUAUCUGCAAAAUUACUAUCAGUCAUUUGUUGUGAAUAAGCCUCCCUGUCUGUACACCGAGCCCCCUUCCUCACUACAGGAUCUGCUCCACUACGCAGAGAAAGAUCUUGUCGACGCACUGCCUAUGAAUCACACUCGAGAAUGGCUUCUAGCAUCACACACACCAUAUCUCCUCAGCUUCAAACCGGGUAAUAAAGAAAGCCUUAUUGUCUAUGCUGCUUCAAAGUUUCGUGUAUAUCGCAACAAGACGUCUCAAGCGGAUGUUGCUAUCGCAAAAGCGACAGGCAAGUUUUACACGGCGCUGGCUGAUAGCGAGGAGGAAUUCAGGGGUUAUGGGCAAGCGACGGAUGAUUGGGGCACGAUACCGUAUGAGGUGCUGAGCCCGGAGUGGAAUGCGGUCUCGAUCUUGAUCUAA